CAGACCUUUGGAGGCUGGACCUAUGAGAGGGAGCAGGGACAGGCUAAGAGCAGUGUGUUGCCCUCGAGACUGAAAGGAAGACACUGUCAGGGGUCAGGCCCUAUCCCUUUUUCUCUGCUCUUGCUACAUCUGACUGAUGAGGACUUAAGCCACGAUAACCCUGCCAGUAGCAGCUAACUUUAUUGAGCACUUACUGUGUGCCCCACCCUGCUCUGUAGCUAUUCACUCUACCACCCUCUGAGGCAGCGCCCUUCUAGUCCCAUUUUACAGAAAAGGAGGCUGAGACUCAGAGGAAAGAAGUGGCUUGCCAGGGCCACACUGUUGGUUCAGUGGCAGAGCCGGGAUUUGAGCUGAAUCCCGGAGGCUUUCCAGGACAACAUUAGGGAGGGCUGGUCUCUGUGGAUUGGCCGCACUGACGUGGUGGCCACGCAUCCUGAACCAUGGUUUCUGUGCAGCUAGCAGUCAUGGGGUGGUCCUCCCCCGGGGCAUUUCCGGGGGCUCCUCUUCAGGGACAGAGCUUCCUUGUUCUCUGAUGCCACAGCUGCAGGCCUCCGCGGGCUCCCCCACCCUCUCCGGAGAAACUAGUUUUAGCACCAGGAGAGGGACCCCCUGUGACCGCCUGGUUUGGGGUUGUGAUGGGCUGUGGCCCUGGGAGGGGUUCUCAGCCUGGCCCUGGUGGUCUACGGGCCCUGGGUGCUGGGGUCUGGAGAAGCAGUGGGGAGGACAGGCAGGAGUCCCAGGUGAGCAUAGAGAAGGGGACCUGAAGUCUGUGGGGAGAAGGAUGGGAAUGAGGGGCCAUUCUAGAACUCCCAGAGCCCUUUGCUGCACGCCCUGCUCUGGGAUGUGGCUUCAGCAGCGGAGGCCCUAGACCUCCUGGUGUUCAAACCAGCCUUGACUGGACCCUCAGCCCAGGCUGGCUGGCAGCAUUCGAUGGGGGUGAGAACUGUAUUUGGGAGUGAGUAACCCCCUAGCCCCAACAGGAGCCCCAAACUUGACCCAGCAACCCGAGCAGCCUUGCUGAAGAGCCAGGCCCCACAGGGUGACAGGCAGGUCGGGGGGCCAUCUGGGUGCUCCCCUGGCUUUGGGUUCCCACUCCAGUGGGCCUGCUUAGAGCCCAAUGGGUGGAGGUUGUGGACAGGUCAGGGCACCUUGAAGUGCUAUAGAAUUGGUGACCACAGAGGCCAAGACUCAGAAGAUGUUUAGGACCAAGGAAUUGUAGAUACAGUGUAUAACUCUUGAGCCCCAGACUCAGAAUCAGAGACCACCCCCCAAAAGACCCAGAGUCCCCGAACCAGGGAGGCAGGGAUGGUGGUACCUUUGGGUCCCAGACUGGGAGGCUCAUGGAGUCUCCCACACAGGCUGGGAUUAUAAUUGUCCCCGCUCUGGGGUUCCCUCUGGCCUUGAAAACUCCAGCGCCCAGUGAGAACCUCAGCUAGAGAGGCAGGGAGGAGGGUGAGUCUACCAGGGCCUGUGCCACCUGCUCUGUUCCUGAUGGAAUGCAGACCCUGGGCAGCCACAUCUCCCGGGGUUUUCAGUGGAUUCCAGAAAUGGGGAUUUUAAAAAUAAAAUCUCCCAAGUUUUCAAUUUUGGCAACUAAUUAAAAAAAAUUUUUUUAAAUGACUGUCCAGAUGAGACAGGAUUCCACAGCAUCUCUUGACCAGAGCCUGGUGCCACGGAGGGUCAAAGACACUGUGUAGCAGUUAUGAGACCUCAGUUUCCACCUCUGUAAAGUGGGAAUAAUAAUAGUACCAACUUAUAAGGUUGUGCCAAGGACUAAAUGAAUUAACUUGAGAAGUGCUUGGGCCCAGACUAUAGAAGCCCAGGACCCUGUUUUCAGCUUGCCGUGGGCUGCGCGCCCCCCUCCCACCAGGCUACCUCUGAAUGGGCCUCACUCUCUGUCACCCAGAGCCUCUGCUUCUGGUGGGCCCCUCAUAUGCCACUCUGCCUUGGGACAGCCCUGAGGAUGUUGGAAGGUAGGGAAAUAUUCACCCCCUGGGGCCCUAGAAGAGGAGCAGGUGGAGGAGGCAGAGCCGGGAGGGUGGGCCUAGCUGGCGCCUAGUACAUAGUAGGUGCUCCAUAAAUGUUUAUUGAAUGAAUGAAUGGAGGCCAUGCAGGCAGAGGCAGCUGCGCGUGCACAGGCACUGGUGAAAGAGCGGGUCCAGUGGAGACUGGAACCAAGUGACAGAUGGGUCUCUUCCUUCCUGCCCCCGUCUGACUCGCUCCCCCCUCAGAGCUCCACUCUCCAGCCUUCCGUGGGGAUCGUCUGAAGUUCUGAGCCCAGAACCCAAGGAGGAAGGAGAGGAGGAGGAGGAGGAGGGAGAGGAAGUCAAGCCCUGAGAGCCUGUGCACCUUCCCAGCAGAAGAGCAACGCGGGAAGCAGGCUGUGGGGCCCAAAGUCCCCCUGGCUCCAGCCUGGCCCCAGUGCCCAGCGCCUGCUGGUAGCUCCCUGGAAGGCCCCCUGGCUGUGCCUGCCUCACCUGGGGCCUCUGUGCUGGGGGUCGCCCCCAAGAUGGUGGCGGCCCCAGGGAGGACUGUGCUGCCAGCCCCAGCCUCCCACCGCUAGGCCCCCUGUGCUCCUCACCCCGAGCCCAGCCUGCGAGGGGGCUGAGGCUAGCGCCAUGCUGCGCCUGGGGCUGUGCGCGGCCGCACUGCUCUGUGUGUGCCGGCCCGGUGCUGUACGCGCCGACUGCUGGCUCAUUGAGGGCGACAAGGGGUACGUGUGGCUGGCCAUCUGCAGCCAGAACCAGCCGCCCUACGAGACCAUCCCGCAGCACAUCAACAGCACUGUGCACGACCUGCGACUCAACGAGAACAAGCUGAGGGCCGUGCUCUACUCCUCCCUCAACCGCUUCGGGAACCUCACCGACCUCAACCUCACCAAGAAUGAGAUCUCUUACAUUGAGGAUGGCGCCUUCCUGGGCCAGGCAAGCCUGCAGGUGCUGCAGCUGGGCUACAACAAGCUCAGCAACCUGACCGAGGGCAUGCUCCGUGGCAUGGGCCGCCUGCAGUUCCUCUUCCUGCAGCACAACCUCAUUGAGCUGGUGACGCCUGCCGCCUUCUCUGAGUGCCCUAGCCUCAUCAGCAUCGACCUGUCCUCCAACCGCCUCAGCCGCCUGGACGGCGCCACCUUUGCAGGCCUGGCCAGCCUCAUGGUGUGCGAGCUGGCCGGCAACCCCUUCAACUGUGAGUGCGACCUCUUCGGCUUCCUCGCCUGGCUCGUGGUCUUCAACAAUGUCACCAAGAACUAUGACCGCCUGCAGUGCGAGUCCCCGCGCGAGUUUGCCGGCUACCCGCUGCUGGUGCCCCGGCCCUACCACAGCCUCAAUGCCAUCACCGUCCUCCAGGCCAAGUGCCGCAACGGCUCGCUGCCCGCCCGGCCUGCCAGCCACCCCACCACGCCCUACGCCACCUAUGCCCAGCGGGAGCCUGAUGAGAACUCUGGCUUCAGCCCCGACGACAUCCUUUCGGCAGAGCCCCCGGCCUCGUCCACCACAGAUGCGUCCGCAGGGCCUGCCAUCAAGCUGCACCAUGUCACCUUCACCUCGGCCACCCUGGUGGUCAUCAUCCCACACCCCUACAGCAAGAUGUACGUCCUGGUCCAGUACAACAACAGCUACUUCUCUGACGUCAUGACGCUCAAGAACAAGAAAGAGAUUGUCACUCUGGACAAGCUGCGGGCGCACACCGAGUACACCUUCUGCGUCACCUCCCUGCGCAACAGCCGCCGUUUCAACCAUACUUGCCUAGCCUUCACCACGCGGGACCCAGUCCCGGGCGACCUGGCGCCCAGCACCUCUACCACCACCCACUACAUCAUGACCAUCCUGGGCUGCCUGUUCGGCAUGGUCAUCGUGCUGGGAGCCGUGUACUACUGCCUGCGCAAGCGACGCGCGCAAGAGGAGAAGCAGAAGUCCGUCAAGGUCAAGAAGACCAUCCUGGAGAUGCGUUACGGAGCUGACGUGGAGGCGGGGUCCGUCGUCCAUGCUGCCCAGAAGCUGGGCGAGCCCCCCGUGCUGCCCGUGUCCCGCAUGUCCUCCAUCCCGUCCAUGAUCGGGGACAAGCUGCCUGCCUCCAAGGGGCUGGAGGCUGGGCUGGACACGCCCAAAGUGGCCACCAAGGGCAAUUAUAUAGAGGUGCGCACGGGCACGGGUGGGGAGGGCAUGGCCCGGCCUGAGGAUGACCUCCCGGACCUGGAGAAUGGCCAGGGCUCAGCCGCCGAGAUCUCGACUAUUGCCAAGGAGGUGGACAAGGUCAACCAGAUCAUUAACAAUUGCAUCGAUGCCCUCAAGUUGGACUCGGCCUCUUUCCUGGGGGGUGGCAGUGCUGGCGGGGACCCGGAGCUGGCCUUCGAGUGCCAGUCCCUCCCUGCAGUCACUACUGCCUCCUCAGCCACCGCCCCUGGGGCACUGGAGCGACCCAAUUUCCUGUCACCCCCCUACAAGGAGAGCUCCCACCACCCGCUACAGCGCCAGCUGAGCGCUGACGCCGCCAUGGCCCGCAAGACCUGCAGUGUCUCGUCCAGCGGCUCCAUCAAGAGCGCCAAGGUCUUCAGCCUGGACGUGCCUGACCACCCGGCGUCUGCGGGGCUGACCAAGGGCGACUCCAAGUACAUCGAGAAGGGCAGCCCUCUCAACAGCCCGCUGGACCGGCUCCCGCUGGUGCCUGCGGGCAGCGGUGGGGGUGGCGGGGGCGGUGUCCACCACCUGGAGGUGAAGCCCGCGUACCACUGCAGCGAGCACCGGCACAGCUUCCCGGCCCUGUACUACGAGGAGGGCGCUGACAGCCUGAGCCAGCGUGUGUCCUUCCUGAAGCCGCUGACCCGCUCCAAGCGGGACUCCACCUACUCGCAGCUCUCCCCCAGACACUACUACUCAGGGUACUCCUCCAGCCCUGAGUACUCCUCGGAGAGCACGCACAAGAUCUGGGAGCGCUUCCGGCCCUACAAGAAGCACCACCGGGAGGAGGUGUACAUGGCCGCCGGCCACGCCCUGCGCAAGAAGGUCCAGUUCGCCAAGGACGAGGACCUGCAUGACAUCCUCGAUUACUGGAAGGGGGUCUCGGCCCAGCAGAAGCUGUGACCCUCUCCUCCCCGGUGAGGUCGGAG
Hipposideros armiger (great roundleaf bat) is the source of this 5104-nucleotide messenger RNA. It is a transcript of the gene ELFN2, whose product is annotated as extracellular leucine rich repeat and fibronectin type III domain containing 2. NCBI's taxonomy places the organism in Eukaryota, Metazoa, Chordata, Mammalia, Chiroptera, Hipposideridae. Gene Ontology annotation, molecular function: protein binding. The transcript has 2 exons. Bases 2619 to 5078 code for a protein of 819 amino acids. The record is from RefSeq and is a predicted model, not a curated record. Gene Ontology annotation, cellular component: plasma membrane.